AUGAAGCUCGCCAUGACUCUUGCCCUGGUCACCCUGGCUCUCGGCUGUAGUCUUGCUUCCGCAGAGGUCUGCCAGAGCUUUCUAAACGUCACGGAAGCCCUCUUCACGGGCACGCUUUCCGGUUACAAGGCCGCCGUCGAACCUUUCCUGCCAGACGCGGACAUGAAAGGCGCGGGGAUCCAGCUGAAGACGGUAGACACGCUUCCUCGGAAGGCCAAGGAGAGCGUCUUAAAGCUCACGGCACCCAGCUUCCUUGACUCACGCAGUCUGAGAGCGGAUCUCCCCCCUCGCUUGGGUGCAGCCUGGGCCCAUUUUUUGGAGCCUUUUCUGACCCGGUGCAAAUAUCCCUGGGGAAGCAGGUGGGACCACAUCAGUAACCAAGUGGUCCCAGAGAGAUAA
Messenger RNA from Leopardus geoffroyi (Geoffroy's cat), 399 nucleotides. RefSeq names its product secretoglobin family 1A member 1 (gene SCGB1A1). Gene Ontology annotation, biological process: signal transduction. Gene Ontology annotation, cellular component: cytoplasm. Lineage: Eukaryota; Metazoa; Chordata; Mammalia; Carnivora; Felidae. The record is from RefSeq and is a predicted model, not a curated record.